AUGAAUUUGGCCGAUAAUGGCUUAGUGGCGAAAAUUCCUGCCGAACUAGGCUCUUUAAAGAAGCUUGUGACACUUUUCCUUGGUCCUAACAACCUCACGGGAAAGAUCCCACAUUCUGUUGGAAACCUUUCGUCCCUCCAAUGUUUCUAUGUAUCAUAUAAUCAUAUUGAAGGAAAUAUUCCGAAUGAAUUGGGACAAAUAACAAGCUUAACUGUGCUCACGAUGGGACCUAAUAAUCUGGUUGGUUCAAUUCCUUCUAACCUCUACAAUAUGUCAUCCAUCACUGUGCUAUCUGUUUCACAGAAUCAAUUGCUUGGGAAGCUUCCAGCAAAUAUAGGACUCACUCUUCCUAACCUGCAAAUUUUUGGAAUCGGCAUGAACCAAUUCAGUGGAAGUAUUCCACUUUCAAUGACGAAUGCUUCUCAUCUUGAAAUAGUUGACAUCUCUGCCAACAGUUUCGCAGGACAAGUCCCAAUCAAUCUAGGAGAUUUGAAAGGUCUUCAACGGCUGAACUUGGAACUCAAUUUUCUGGGCAAUAAUUCAAGUAAGGAUUUGGCUUUCAUAACAUCUUUGUCAAACUGCAGCAAUCUCCAAGCUCUAUCUCUUGCUGAUAACAAUUUUGGCGAUGUAUUACCUAGCACUAUAGUUAAUAUUUCUACCCUUGGUGAUCUAAGUUUAGGAAGAAACCAAAUAUCCGGUAGAAUUCCGGCAGACAUUGGCAAUCUUGUCAAUUUGCAUAUAUUAGGAGCUGAUGCAAACCUAUUUUCUGGCAGCAUUCCCAUUUCUUUUGGGAAGCUUCAAAAGCUGCAAGCAUUGUAUUUGCAUAGAAACAUGUUAUCAGGACACAUCCCUCAAUCCUUAGGUCCGUUACCCACAGAAGUUGGCCAACUGAAAAAUGUUGGUGCAUUAGAUGUCUCAGAGAACAAAUUAUCUGGGGAAAUUCUUUGGAAAAUAGGCCAAUGUUUGAGUCUAGAAAUCCUUUACAUACAGGGUAACUUUCUCCAGGGACCCAUUCCUUUAUCCCUUGCUUCCUUACGUGGUAUCCAAUACUUAGACCUGUCAUGA
Molecule: messenger RNA, 1065 nt
Organism: Hevea brasiliensis (rubber tree)
Lineage: Eukaryota; Viridiplantae; Streptophyta; Magnoliopsida; Malpighiales; Euphorbiaceae
Product: LRR receptor-like serine/threonine-protein kinase EFR
Exons: 2
Coding region: 1-1065 (354 amino acids)
Molecular function (GO): protein binding
Source: RefSeq, a predicted model, not a curated record